Nicotiana tabacum (common tobacco) is the source of this 1185-nucleotide messenger RNA. RefSeq lists its product as uncharacterized. Lineage: Eukaryota; Viridiplantae; Streptophyta; Magnoliopsida; Solanales; Solanaceae. The record is from RefSeq and is a predicted model, not a curated record.
CAAAACUUUACAUCCCCCACACACCCAACAGACGAAAAAUACUUUUGUGUGUGUAAUUUACAGAGAGAGUUUUCAGGCAUGAGAAUAAGAAAGCAUGCCAAAAUUUCCCCGCUCCUCUAUUCUUCUUCUUCUUCAUUUCUCAAACAACAAGUUCCUGUUCACGUUUGCCAGCUGAAUCAGUCUCCUUGGGAUGUCAUCACAUUCCCCUUAGAACAAGAUGAAGAAAACGAUAACCCAGAAAUAAACCAGUUUCUACUUCGCCCACCACCGCCGUCUUCUUCUUAUCAGCUGGAUGGAUAUGAUAGCUACGCUGUAAAUGGGACCUCUUAUGAUUCAGAGCAGAGCAUCACGUCGAUGAAGCUGGACGACGACGAAAGGGAAACGAAGAAAGAGAUGGAUUGUUCUAAAAGGGAUUAUUACUUUAACAAUAAUAUUGCUGCUGAUGAUUUCAUUAAGUUUGAGAACGAAUUUGAGGAAGAGCAACACGACCAGGAGAUGGAGGAGCUAGGGUUGGAGAAAGAUGGAGAUAAUAAUAUAACGACAUUGUGUUGCAAAAAUGAUGGGAAGGGAUGGCACUGCAGUAGAGAGACAAAAAAAGGGCAUAAUUUAUGCGAGCAUCAUAUUGCUCAGGUGAAGAAGCAAUACAACGACUCGGCUCAUUCUACUUCUACUACUGCUAAGCAGAUUGCGGCGGCGGAGACUCCCAGUUCUCGCGGCCGCCCCCAUCGUCCUAUGAAAUCAUCUUCCUCCGAAUUCUACUAUUAUUCGGGUUUUGGUCCUUUGUGGGGCAAGAAAAGAAGUCAUGCGAGGACUGAUCCUGCAACUAGUGACGGUCACGGGGCACAAUCUUCUUCUUCUUCCCAAAUGGAUACAGAAGGAUUUGACUAUGUUGAAGACGAGGAUGAUGAAGAUGAAGAAAAUGGUAAGAUCAAAAGAGCCCGUAAGCCUAUAAAAGCUAGAUCACUUAAAUCUCUUAUGUGAAAUUAAAUGCAACUGCAGUUUACUAGUGUUUUUAUCGAGAUGUGUUGUGAUUAUCGUAGAAUGUUAUUUUUUUAAAAGUAGAAGUAAUGUUCUUUAUUUAGGGUAUGGUAGAUUAUUUUGGUUUCAUGGUUAUAAGUGUUCUACUGUAAGUGACAUUAGCUUUUUGCUUCAGUACUGUAGCCUUGGCAUGUGUGGUAAUGUUUA